Molecule: messenger RNA, 3728 nt
Organism: Chrysoperla carnea
Lineage: Eukaryota; Metazoa; Arthropoda; Insecta; Neuroptera; Chrysopidae
Exons: 8
Coding region: 312-3728 (1138 amino acids)
Cellular component (GO): plasma membrane
Molecular function (GO): GTPase activity; calcium channel regulator activity; GTP binding
Source: RefSeq, a predicted model, not a curated record
ACACAAUUAGUGAUUAGUACAUCGUCACGGAGGGAAUACGCACUGCUUUGUCGCGCUUGCGCCGUCGUUCUGGCUCCACAUCCACAAGUCCUUCACGUCAUCGUCCCACUACUCACGAUAACGAAUGUUGCACAAAUGUUCCUUCAAAUCCAACAGCUUUUGAUGCUGAUGAAUACACCGAUUAUAAUCCAACUGCCCUUAUUGAUACGGUCUUUCACAAUUACCAUCAAUCAACACCACCAACACAAACACCAAAUACCACAACUCCAACAAAAUCUGGUCGAAAAUCACCCGUAAUUCCAAAUAAAAAUAUGACUAUUAUCGUUUAUCCUUGCAAUCCUGAUAUAAAUAUUAAUAAUAAAAAAUCUUCUAACAGCACUUCCAUUGUCCAACAACAACAUAACACUACUAUAACUACGACCAUCGCACAACCACAACAAAAUUUACAAAAAAGUGCACUAAUUCAACAUAAUAUUACAACAAUUGAUUCCACAAAGAAUCAAAAUCGUUAUAAUAAUAAAAACUACUCAUCUACGUCACCAACAAUUAUAAGUACGAAACGUAAAUCAUCAAUUAUUGAAAAUCGUAAAUCAUCACCAACGCCUCCUUUAACACCAACUGUCGAUAAUAAAGAUAUCAUAAUGACCAAAUCACCAUUAGGUAGUCAAAUUGAUAUAACAAGUAAUUUAGAGAAAAAACCACAAUUAGAUCCAAAUGGUUCUCGAAAAGUGACCAAAACUGAACCGGUAGUGAUUCAUCAUGGAAGCACUACCGGUGGAGGUGGUGGUGGAGGAGGAGCAGUUGGUAAUUUUUUUAAGAAUCAUUUACGUAAUCCAAGCCCAUCAAAGAAUCGUCAUCAAUCACCAAAUCAACAAACCUCACCAAAAUCCACAAAAAAAUCCGAUCAAAAUAAUAUUUCACCAACGUCCACAUUAACGCAACAACAGAAAAAAGCACAUGAACAACGUCAUGGCAGUUUUUCAUCACCAUUUAAAAUGCCUAAAUUUUCAUCAAAUUCAUCAUCAUCGUCAAAACAAAAUGAACAUCAUCAACAACAAAAUGAUAGACGAUUAUCAAAACAAAGUGAUAUUGAACCGAUUAAUAAACCAGAUACAAAUUUAAUUAGUACCGCAACAUCAGCAUUACGUCGAUUACAUUUUAAAUCGGGACGUAAUGCUGCUAAAGCAGCUCAAGCACAACGUGCAACGGUCGCUUUAUCAAAUGGUACCGGUCAACCACCGAGUGUUGUACCGAAGGUCAUUGUGAUGGGUUCAAGUUCAACAAGUGAAACAACCAUAAAUACCAGUACAGAUUCAGCGAAUACAAUUAUUACGACUAUGACGAACACUGAUGAAUAUUUAACCGAGGAUAGUUUAGAUAAACAAGGUGAUGAUUCCCUCGACAUGAUUGAUCGAUUACGAACUGAACAAUUGAUUGACAUUGAACCAACAAUAACAAUAACAGAUAGUCCAGAAAUAUCACCACCGCAUAAAACAUGUAAAAUUAUUGAUACAGAUGAUGUAACAACAUAUCAAUCAACAUCAGAAUCUACAUAUUUGUUUCAAGAUGACGAUGCACCAAUGACCAUUGGUGAUGUACCAAAAACAGCAUUUUACGAGAAAAAAUUUACAUUUGAAACACCAACAACACCACAAACCGUUACGAAAACACCAAAAUCACCAAAAUUAAUCGAACAUAAAAGUCAAAAAUCAAAAAAAACUUCGGCUUCAAUAUCAUCUUCAUCAUCUUCAACACAUCAUAGAAGUCAUAGUCGACGUCGACGACAAAGUAGUCCACGUAAUGAAAUGUCACGAUCAUCACAACAAAAUGGCGCUACAAAAAAAACUGAAAAUACACAAAAAUUACCUGAUUUACGUGUGGAUUAUUUUAGUAAUAGUAUUGAUGCUUCAGCAUCAACAAUUGUACAAUUAGACUCAAUACAAAAUGCAAAUCAUGCAUUAAUAAAUUCAUCAACACCGGAAAAAAUAUUAAAUUCGAAUAGUGUUUGUUUGAAUCAAUGUUUACGUGAAGUUGGUGCUCGAUUAGAAUGUGCUUUAACGCCAUGUAGUAGUGGUGCACUUGGGCACAAUAUAAAUGUAACAACAAAUCCAUUAGAUAGUUCAACGGUACAUCAACAUUCCAUGAAUUUAAAUCGUUCGAAUGGUUCUGUGGGUGUACCACAAGCCACCAUUGUGGUACAACAACCAUCGUUAAGUUUAGAUUCAUCGGGUACCACAAAUGUGUCAACGGUGUUAUUAAAAAAUGGUAUUGAAUUUAUAUCAAAUGUGAAUAUUGUUGGUAAAGGAAAUAAUUGCAAUGGAACUGUAAAUAAUGGUACAACAUCAUCUGGUAAUGUUACCACGAAUUGUAAUAAUAGUAGUAAAUCCACAAAACGUCAACAACGUGAAGAAAACAUGAAACAACUCUUAGAUGUUGCAAAUACAUUAACAUUAGAAGAAUUACAUGAUUUUGAAAUGAGAUAUGGAAGUCCACAUCAUAGUCGAUCACAGUCUGUUAAAACACCUGGCCGAUCUUCAGGUGGUCGACCCAAUUAUUUAUGUUUACCACAACAAAGAUCACGUGUUGCAUCAAUGCCAAAUACUGGUGUUGAAGAAGAAUAUUAUCGGUUACGACAUUUUAGUAUAACUGGUAAAGGUGUUGUGAAUCGGGGUGAUUCUUUGAAAAGUCGUCGAUCACGAAGUAAUAAUAGUGUGGCAAGCAGUAAUUCAAGUACAGAACAUUUACAAACACAACCGGGUCCAGCAUCUUAUCCAGGCUCUGCACGUACAUCAGUGUCAUCGCGUGAAUCAUCAAAUGCGUCACAAACUGGUGGUCUAUUAGUUACAUCUGGUCCAUCGACAAAUGCUGGUGUACAAUUGUACCGUGUAGCAAUGCUUGGAGCAUCCAGUGUGGGUAAAUCAAGUUUGGUUAGUCAAUUUAUGACAUCGGAAUAUUUACAUGCAUAUGAUACCAGUAUAGAUGAUGAUAGUGGUGAAAAAACAGUCAGUGUCCUGUUGGCUGGUGAAGAAUCUGAAUUAACAUUCAUCGAUUUACCCCAUGCUGAAAUGUCGCCAGACAAUGUGACGGGAACAUACAGUGCUGGUGAAGAACCACAAGCAUACUGUGUUGUGUAUAGUUGUGCCGAUCGUGGAAGUCUAGAAGUUGCCGAACGUGCAUUGGCUACAUUAUGGACAAGUGGUUUGGUUGCAUCAAAAGCGGUUAUACUUGUUGCAAACAAAGCUGACUUGGUUCGAUCGAGAGCUGUAACAACCGAUGAGGGAAAAGCAAUAGCAACACAAUACGAUUGUAAAUUUAUUGAAACAUCAGUUGGUAUCAAUCAUAAUGUGGAUGAACUACUUGUUGGUUUACUAACACAAAUCCGAUUGAAAUUAGAAAACCCCGAGAAAACGCGUGAUUUAUUUCGUAAACGCAGUUGUUCGAAAAAGAAUCGUAAUAAAUCACCAAAUCGUGUUGGUACUACAAUUACAUCAGCAUUAACCUCAUGCGGCGGUGGUUCAAAUCCAAAUGGUGAAGUUGAAGAUGUUACAAAGACAAUUGGUUACUGUUGGGGUACAGCAUCAUCAGCAAAUACAGAUAGUCCACAAAAUUCACCGAAAAAAUAUCGUGGUACACGUACAUCGGCUAGUUUAAAAGUUAAAGGUUUAUUGGGUAAGGUAUGGGCGCGUGAUUCUAAAUCGAAAUCAUGUGAAAAUUUGCAUGUAUUGUAA